Messenger RNA from Paramuricea clavata, 229 nucleotides. Lineage: Eukaryota; Metazoa; Cnidaria; Anthozoa; Malacalcyonacea; Plexauridae. The record is from the annotation of a GenBank genome assembly.
UGCCGCACACUGAAAGGAAGACCUCCACCAAAAAUUUCUUGGUAUUAUGACAAUACAUUUGUUCCAGGAGAAAACGGACGGUACUUGUUUAACCAGAAAAAAAUUAAACUGAAAGAAGCAGGAUCUUACAGAUGCGAUGCAAAAAAUAAUGCAGGCGAAGAUAAAUCAGAAGUAAAAAGUAUUACCGUAAAUGAAAAGCCGGUUCUGAGAGAAGGUGAUAAUGAGAAAG